AUGUCAUCGGGGGCGGGGAGGACGAGGACUGCCAGGCAACAGGUUCCACUCCUCAGAGAGAACCUUUCGAACAAUCCAACUUCUUCCUGUAGAGUUCUGAAAUCAGGUGGUGCCUGACUGAGUCUCCCUUCUCCCGCCACAGCAUGGGGGGCAAGGGGAAACGGGCGGAAGGCGAUGGUUCUUCCUCCUCCAGCCCCUAUGGGGAGAAGUAUAAAUACGAUCCCUCUUUUCGUGGUCCUAUUAAGAACAGGAGCUGCACUGAUAUUAUUUGUUGUGUCCUCUUCACAGUCUUCAUUGCAGGCUACAUUGUGCUGGGACUAGUGGCUUGGCUGUAUGGUGACCCUCGGCAGGUUAUUUACCCUAGGAAUUCAACUGGAUCCUACUGUGGAAUCGGCGAAAACCGCAACAAGCCUUUUCUCUUCUAUUUCAACAUUUUAAAAUGCAUCCCGAAAGAUCCCAUAUCAAUUGCCAUGGACGGACUGCAGUGUCCUACUACACAGCUUUGUGUCUCAUCCUGCCCUGAAGCUUUCUGGACUCUGCAUCCAAAAGCCUUCGCUCCUGGUGCAAAACCUUCCGAAGAGUGGAAGCAGAAAUGGUGCCAGUCUAGUAUUAACCUUACCACUACCAGCCUGACUGUGUCGGAAAUUCUCAAUCAACAACUUUGCCCUCAUUUCACUAUUCCCUCCAUACCAGUCUUCAGCCGUUGCUUCCCCUCUCUCAACUUCUCUCAGGCAGGGGAUUUUCAGUUGAAUGGUAUGAACUCAUCUACUACCUUGGAUACUAUCAAGUCCAGUGCAGAGCAGCUCAUGAAGGUCCUUGAUGCCAAGAACAUUGGGAUGAAGAUCUUUGAGGAUUUCACGCGGACAUGGUACUGGAUCUUGAUAGUACUGCUGAUCUCCAUGGUGGUGAGCCUACUAUUCCUGCUGCUCUUGCGAUUUUUUGCUGGGGUUCUGGUGUGGAUUCUCAUUGUAGGAGUGCUGGCUGUCACUGCAUAUGGAAUCUACCACAGCUACAUGGAGUACAGUAAGCUCAACAAAGAUGGAGCCAGCAUCCAGAACGUUGGUUUUACCACCAACUUGAGUGUCUAUGGCAGUGUCAAGGAGACCUGGCUUGCUGUCCUGAUAAUUCUUUGUGUGGUGGAAGCUGUCUUGCUGCUUACCCUCCUGUUUCUUCGCAAGCGGAUCUUUAUUGCCAUUGCACUCAUCAAGGAAGCCAGCAAAGCCAUUGGAUACAUGAUGUCUACUCUUGCUUACCCUCUGCUGACCUUCAUCUUGCUGCUGAUAUGUGUGGCUUACUGGGGUAUGACAGCCUUAUAUUUGGCCACCUCUGGUGUGCCCCUCUAUCGCAUUGCCCCCACAAACGCCAGUGCUCCUGGCUGUAAAGGAAUCAUUGCUAAUCAAACCUGCAAUCCACUGGAAUUCAAUGCCUCCACUUACACGUCUUGCAUGGUGGAGUGUAUCUUCUUCAAGUACAACACCGAAGGGCUCUAUCAGCGCAACCUCUUCAACCUGCAGAUCUACAAUGCUGUGGGCUUCCUCUGGUGCAUCAACUUUGUCAUUGCCCUGGGGCAAUGUGUGCUGGCAGGUGCCUUUGCCUCUUACUACUGGGCCUUCAACAAACCCCGAGAUAUCCCGGCCUGUGCUGUGGCUAACUCCUUCAUCCGGACAUUGCGGUACCACUUAGGGUCUCUUGCUUUUGGUGCCCUCAUCCUCACCAUUGUCCAAGUCAUCCGCAUGGUGCUAGAGUACCUGGACCACAAGCUGAAAGAUGCCCACAAUCCAGUUGCCCGCUGCAUGCUUUGCUGUCUGAAGUGUUGCUUCUGGUGUCUGGAGAAGUUCAUCAAGUUCCUCAACAGAAAUGCCUACAUAAUGAUUGCCAUUUAUGGCAAGAAUUUCUGUAUAUCAGCCAAAAAUGCCUUCAAGCUCUUGAUGCGUAACGUUGUCAGAGUUGCCGUCUUGGAUAAGAUCACUGACCUGCUUAUGUUUUUUGGGAAGCUCUUGGUGGUUGGUGGAGUUGGAGUUCUGUCUUUCUUCUUGUUCUCUGGAAAAAUCCCCCUCAAGGACUUGGAGCUGCAAUCCCACACCCUCAACUACUAUUGGCUCCCCAUUCUGACAGUGGUGGUAGGUGCCUACUUCAUAGCCCAAGGAUUCUUCAGCGUCUACACGAUGUGUGUCGACACUCUCUUCCUUUGUUUCUUGGAAGACUUAGAGCGAAACGAUGGUUCCAAGGAGAAGCCAUAUUACAUGUCCAAGUCCCUCAUGACGAUCCUCCACAAGAAGAACAAGGAGAAAUAAUGCUGGAGGAGAUGUUCCUUUUAUGAAUCACCCACUCGUACUCCUGGUCCUCAUCAUUUCGUGCUGUUCCAUUUCCUGUCAGUCAUGUCUGGAUUUUAAUCCCUACCUUUUUAUAUUGGGUACAACCCUGAACACUUUUUCGAAUUUCUUGGAUUUGGACUUUUAAGGCUGGCCAGCUCUUGCCUCAUUUUGUUCUGCUUCAUGUCAACCAUAUUGGUUUUUUUAAGCCUCGCUGUACUUGGAGUACCAGCAACAUACUCCCCUUUAUUUUAUUGGCCAUUUUAACAACUUACCUUGCCCUGUAACAAAGCCCCUCCCUCCCUCUCUCCACAGGAGGUCAUCCUAUUUUCUUUGGCCAUUGCUGGCAUGGUGUCCAAUCCAUUCGGCUGAGGAAAGUGAGUGUUUGAUCCACUCGCACUGCCUCCUGCUGAUUGAAUCUACUGAGUUUGCAGGCCAUAGCAAACUGAGUGGUGUUCCCCUCACAACUGGCUAUCCUUCUUUUGGGUCUGAGCAACUUCUUUUGUAAGCACCCAACUUAUUUCUGGUCUGUACCACCCUCUAAAACAAAGCAGGUGAUUCAGAACCACACAAGUGCUCUUUCUGCAGCUCACCAGAUGGAGAGGCAGUCGCCAAUAGCUGCUAGCCAUAUGGCAAGUCCAAUGGUGGUGUUUAUGCCUGGCAUUUUUCCCCAAUUGGAGUGUGGAAGGAAACAAUACGUUUAGCAAAAUGGCUGAAGGUUACAGAUGAUCUUCCUUUCCAGGUUACAGCUACCAUUCAAGCUUUUUCAAGGGGCUUCAGCAUGUUUUCUGGUUGCCUGUUUCCAUGUUGUUAGCCACUUCUGGAUCCGCCCCCCCCCCCUCAAUUUCUUGAUUACUUGAUCCUAUACAUUUUUCAGUUUUGUUUCUGCUUUCUGAUAAUCCUUUUUGUCUUCCAGGCCAAUUUAACUGUCUUAACUCUUGCUGACCCUUUUCCUUACUUGCAAAUGUCUGCCAUUCUAUUUCAGACCAGACUGUACCACCUCCUGCCCAGCUGGUUCUCUUUCAGAGUAUCUUGUUUGAUCUGUGCUCUAUGGUACUGGCUACAUUCCAACAAAGAAUAGUAAACUUAAAUCCAAUUCAACACACUUAACUUUGCUCCAAAUAGCAGCCAUCUAAUUUCUCAACUGCCUCCAUUGGCAAGCUGCAUCUUAUUCUUUCCCAUCUAAUUUCCAAAUGUUUCUAUGCCAGUUCUUUGACCUUAUGACUUACGACUUCCAUAUUACCUUGGUCUAGAUCCAUUUCCUGUCAGCCAUAUCUUCCCACCCCCACACUUUUAACACUUCCUUCUACCAGUUUCUAUGACUCGGGGACAAUUCUCUUUAAAAAUACAAAAAGAACUUCCUGUUUAUGAUGCAAAGCACAAUCAACACUCCAUAGAUUCCUCUUUAUAUAAUGAAUGAGCUGCUAAAAUUGUAUAUAGACUUUAUUCUUUCUGUACAAAAAAGUAAAAAGUUAUUUUAUAGGAAGCAUACACAUUAAAACUGAUUUGAACUAAACUUGA
Molecule: messenger RNA, 3833 nt
Organism: Hemicordylus capensis (graceful crag lizard)
Lineage: Eukaryota; Metazoa; Chordata; Lepidosauria; Squamata; Cordylidae
Gene: SLC44A4
Product: solute carrier family 44 member 4
Exons: 21
Coding region: 144-2294 (716 amino acids)
Biological process (GO): thiamine pyrophosphate transmembrane transport; choline transport
Cellular component (GO): plasma membrane
Molecular function (GO): thiamine pyrophosphate transmembrane transporter activity
Source: RefSeq, a predicted model, not a curated record